Brachypodium distachyon (stiff brome) is the source of this 1295-nucleotide messenger RNA. Its product is annotated as protein YIPF5 homolog. Gene Ontology annotation, cellular component: membrane; trans-Golgi network. Lineage: Eukaryota; Viridiplantae; Streptophyta; Magnoliopsida; Poales; Poaceae. The record is from RefSeq and is a predicted model, not a curated record. Bases 147 to 911 code for a protein of 254 amino acids. The transcript has 2 exons. Gene Ontology annotation, biological process: vesicle fusion with Golgi apparatus; endoplasmic reticulum to Golgi vesicle-mediated transport.
UCUGCCCUGCCCGCUUUGCUUAACCACGAAACGCGCUGUAGUCGGACGCCCCGAAUCCCCGACUCCCCGUCCUCUUCCUCGCAGAGGCCAAAACCCAACUCCCCGAUCUCCAAGCUACUUAGAUCUCUGGAACCCUCGCCGUCCCCAUGGCGAAGGAUUUCCCCGUGCCGCCGGUGGUCUUCAAUCCCUCCACCCCGACCCACCGCCGCCAUCCUAUUCCCGGGACCGGCGCUUCCCCACCCGCCUUCGCGCCGCCACGCCCCUCCACCUCCUCCGCCGCCAACCCCCUCCCCUUCAUGUCCUUCGACAUAGGCCCCGCUCCGUCGUCCUCCUCGCCGCCCCUCUUCACCGGACCCAUCGGCAUGGGCAACGGCGCCUCCUUCGAGGACGAGCCGCCGCUCCUUGAGGAGCUCGGCAUCAAUACGCGUCAGAUCUGGCGGAAGACGCUCUCGAUCCUGCACCCGCUCCGCUCCGCCGAUCCGUCUCUCCACGCCGACGCCGACCUAUCCGGCCCCUUCCUAUUCCUCCUCUCCUUCGGCCUCUUCCAGCUCCUGGCUGGGAAGUUCCACUUCGGGAUCGUCCUCGGGUGGGUCACCGUCGCGUCCCUCUUCCUCUACUUCGUCUUCUCCAUGCUCUCCGGUGGACGCCGCGGCGAUCUAGACCUCUACAGGUGCGUCAGCCUCGUCGGAUACUGCAUGCUCCCCAUGGUCAUAUUCUCCGCGGUCUCCCUCUUCCUGCCGCGGGGCGGUGGGCUCAUCUUUGGUGUCGGCAUGGCGUUCGUUCUGUGGUCGACCAGGGUCUGCACCAGGCUGCUUGCAGAGCUUGCAUCCAGCGGCGAUGAGCACAGGGGGCUCAUUGCCUACGCAUGCUGGCUGGUGUACAUGCUCUUCUCGCUGCUUGUGAUCUUCUGAUGCCGUUUUAUAGUAUGGAAGAUCAUGUUCCAGAAUUCUUUUGCCCUGUGGAGUGUAGAACUGCCUUUUAUCAGCCACUGAGUGGUUUUGGUGUGAUGUUGCAGAACUAUUGAUGAUCUAGUCAGUUAAAUGUGCUGUAACAAUCUGUUCCUUUUCAUCCUUUAGUUCAUGUGGUAUGGUAGGGGCCUGGUACAGAUCUUGGUAAAGAAAUGAAAGGCAAGAUCAGGACAGUGAAAAUAUUAAGUAAUUAGAUUCUGCUGAAGCGUUGAUGGGAUCUAGCAAUUUUCAAAAGAUUACACUUGUGAUCUGUGUGAACUUGUUCAACGUGCUUACUUACCACGACGAUCACGGUCGUAUUAGGGCCAUGGUGCCUUCUUUCGUUUC